Aureobasidium pullulans EXF-150 is the source of this 2609-nucleotide messenger RNA. RefSeq names its product WD40 repeat-like protein. Gene Ontology annotation, molecular function: protein binding. Lineage: Eukaryota; Fungi; Ascomycota; Dothideomycetes; Dothideales; Saccotheciaceae. The record is from RefSeq and is a predicted model, not a curated record. The transcript is spliced from 4 exons. Bases 165 to 2546 code for a protein of 793 amino acids.
UCCCCGUCGCCCGUGUUGAGCUAAGCCAAGGCACUCGCCAGGCACCGUAUCCAAGUCGCCAAUGCUGCAGACGUCCUGAAGCGCGACAUCCCCGACAGAGCAGGAGAGAGCGAGAGCAAGCGAGAGAGAGAGAGCGCGCCCGACGCAGCACGAGACCGGCCGUCAUGGCAUACCAACAAGCAGGUGGCAUGCUCAACAAUGCUGCGAAUGCCGCGCAAUCCAACGAGCAGCAUGGGCCUCAGGGUGCCGAAUACACGUUGCAGGGCGUUAUGCGCUUCCUCCAGAUCGAAUGGCACAACCACGAGCGAGCCCGAAACGCAUGGGACAUUGAACGAGCCGAGAUGAAGGCCAAAAUCGCAAAGCACGAGGGCGAAUCUCGCCAUGCAAAGAGAAUCAACGAGCAGCUUGAACGACAAGUGCGUAUGCUGGAAAGUGCCCUCAAGCAGGAGCGGAGGAAGAAGGGCAGCGACCCCAGUGCGCCCCUGCAGCCAGACAAUGCCCCGUCGACAUCUGCCAGACCAUCCCAUGAAGUCCGCAACUCGUUCCUUGAUACAACGCCAGACAAGCAACAAUACCGCGACAAGUCCAAGAAGUUCCUUGACCGAUGUCUCAACGAAGUCCAGUAUCUGCUGACUCCCCCGUCGCACCCUCCGCCGCCCCAUAUGUCCAUGCAGAACCCCUCGGCUUCCUAUACCGGUCUACCCGACCCUCCUGUCUCGCUUGAUGAGCUCUACCUACGCCGCGCUCAAAGACCUUACCCGCCUUCGAACCACGUCCAGUUACAGCCCCCGGUCAACCUUUCCGCUGAAGAGCAGAAGCGUCAUUUAGCUCUGUCCAUGCCUCCUGCACAACCUCCUACUCAGACCCUGCCUCAGCCACCGCAAUCUCAGUCUGUGUCUCUGGACGAGCCUGUAGAGCAGGUCACGCAUUCUUAUGAUUCUUACGGUCGCCCUGUCGCUUCAGCUCAGGACGCUGCUCCCCGUUCAAUUGUCACUCAGGACUCAGCGACUGAUGGCUGGAAUUUCGAUGACCAGCAACCUCUACCCGAACAACCUCUUGUCGAACUACCUCAGCCUCCCCGAAGGCCCGACACCGAUUUGUUCCCCAGUGCAGCAAAUCCUCCUUCGAGGUCUCCACCACGUACCGGUUCUGGCCGUCGCAGGUCGUCAGGUUCACAGGGCAUGGCUAGACGAAGAAGCUCCGGCUCCCACGACCUCCACGAUAGCGGCUCAGAGUUGGCCGCAAAAACCGACCCCUCUCAGUUCAAGGUCAAGUUUGCACUCCGUGGUCAUCUUGAUGUCGUCCGCUCCGUCAUCUUCACGGGUGGUGGCAGCCCCUCCGAGCCCGAGAUUUGUACUGCUGGCGAUGAUGGCACCAUAAAGCGCUGGAUCAUACCUGCCAGCUAUACCAACUUCCAGAACAAUUCCAACAACGACCUCGACAUAGCUUGCUACUUCACGCAUCGCGGUCACGAUGGAGUGGUGACUUCCCUUGCUGCUUGCCCCUCGACUAGCUUUUCCACUGGAGGCCGUGUUUCUGGAGAUGGUUGGAUCUUUUCUGGCGGUCAAGACGCGACGGUGCGUGUCUGGGAGCGUGGGCGCGUGGAUCCGAAGGCUACUCUGGAAGGUCACACGGAUGCUGUCUGGACCGUAUGCCUCCUCCCCGGAACUGUUGCAUCCGUAUUCGGCUCUCAAAGCUCAAACUUCGGCGGCCCAGACCGUAUCCUACUCGCCACGGGCUCUGCAGACGGCACUGUCAAGAUCUGGUCCGUCAGCGCUCCCCCGCAGUUGGUAUCGCCGCAAGCAGGCUCGAGACGUGGUGGAAGCCGUCGUCACUCUGUCACAUCUGGAAGUAACCAUCCCAGUUCUCCACAGCCUAACGUGGCCACAAGCACGCCUUUCCACUACACACUGGUACACAGCAUUCAACGGGAGUCUGCUUCAGGUGCAGCACCUACUUGCAUUUCUCCUUUAAGUCCAUCUGGCGAGAACUUUGUCGUAUCAUACACCGAUUCGAGCGUCCUCAUUUUCGACACACGAACCGGCGAGGAAAUCAUCGGAAUGGCCAGUAAUGAGACUUACGACGGAACGCUGGCUACAAGUAUCAACGCUGUAGUUGCUACCAGCAGCGCAUCGCUUGGUUUGGAGACAGGAUCCUCAUACAUGGAAAGGGCAGAUCAAGAGGAAUCUGUAGGCGCGGGACCAACGGGCUCAGCGCAAGGCGUCGAGGGUGUAAUUGUCAGUGGCCACGAAGAUCGAUACAUAAGAUUCUUCGAUGCAAACAGUGGACAAUGCACGUAUACUAUGCUUGCACAUCCUUCAGCCAUCUCGUCACUCUCGUUAUCCAAGGACGGUCGGGAGGCAGUGUCAGCCGGCCAUGACGCAUCGAUCAGGUUCUGGUCACUCGAGAAGAGACAAUGCACGCAGGACAUUACAUCACACCGACCCAUGAGAGGCGAAGGUGUGUGCAGUGUGGUGUGGAGCCAGGACGGAAGAUACGUCGUUAGCGCAGGAGGCGAUGGAGUGGUCAAGGUGUUUGCGCGAUAGCGUCACCGUAAAUCGGCCAUGGAAUCGAUCAAGCUGAAGAUAGCCAAUUCAUUCUUGGAGGAC